This is a messenger RNA of Pollicipes pollicipes, 414 nucleotides long. RefSeq names its product cuticle protein 7-like. The record is from RefSeq and is a predicted model, not a curated record. Gene Ontology annotation, cellular component: extracellular matrix. The transcript has 2 exons. Bases 1 to 414 code for a protein of 137 amino acids. Lineage: Eukaryota; Metazoa; Arthropoda; Thecostraca; Pollicipedomorpha; Pollicipedidae.
AUGCAGACGCCGGUGUACAAGCCCACGCCGGCUCCCUACCACCCGGCCCCCUCCUACAAGCCGGCCUCUUACCAUCCGGAGCCCCAGUAUAAGGAGGAGCCCAAGCCGUUCGCCUACGACUACGCCGUCAACGACCAGUACACCGGCACCAACUUCGCCAAGAAGGAGGAGAGCGAUGGCCACAACACCCAGGGAUAUUACUCGGUGGCUCUGCCCGACGGCCGUGUUCAGCACGUCAAGUACGUCGCUGACCACUACGGCGGCUACAACGCUGAGGUCACCUACGAGGGAGAGGCCCAGUACCCCGAGUUCCACCCCGCCCCUGCCUACAAGGCUGCAACUCCGGCUUACAAGCCUGCCUACAAGCCUACUUACAGCCAUCCCGCCCCGGCAUACAAGGCUGCGGCGUACUAG